AUGGCUACACUUGUUGACUCAAAGUCAUUUGCUGGUGUUGCAGUUGUUGCAGGUGUUGCAGUUGUUGUAGUUGUUGCAGGUGUUGGAGGUGUUGGAGGUGUUGCAGGUGUUGGAGGUGUUGCAGGUGGUGGAGGUUUUGGGGCUGUUGGAGGUGUUGGUGGUGUUGGGGGUGCUGGAGGUGUUGGCGGUGUUGGGGGUGUUGGAGGUGUUGGAUAUGUUGGGGGUGUUGGGGGUGUUGGCGGUGUUGGAGGUGUUGAAGGUGUUGGAGGUGUUGGGGGUGUUGGAGGCGUUGAGGGUGUUGGGGGUGUGGGCGGUGUAGCGGGUGUUGGAGGUGUUGGGGGUGUUGGUGGUGUUGGAGUUGUUGGUGGUGUUAUAAAGGAAUUCUACCCAUGGAAUGCAAGGAAACUGCAGAUCUGCUGUUAUUAA
Melitaea cinxia (Glanville fritillary) is the source of this 426-nucleotide messenger RNA. RefSeq names its product PE-PGRS family protein PE_PGRS33-like. The transcript has 3 exons. The record is from RefSeq and is a predicted model, not a curated record. The coding region runs from base 1 to 426 and encodes 141 amino acids. Lineage: Eukaryota; Metazoa; Arthropoda; Insecta; Lepidoptera; Nymphalidae.